Aplysia californica (California sea hare) is the source of this 1514-nucleotide messenger RNA. Its product is annotated as ubiquitin-conjugating enzyme E2 H. NCBI's taxonomy places the organism in Eukaryota, Metazoa, Mollusca, Gastropoda, Aplysiida, Aplysiidae. Gene Ontology annotation, molecular function: ubiquitin conjugating enzyme activity. The record is from RefSeq and is a predicted model, not a curated record. Gene Ontology annotation, cellular component: nucleus. Gene Ontology annotation, biological process: protein polyubiquitination; ubiquitin-dependent protein catabolic process.
CACGUGACAUAACGUAAUCCCAUAGCAGAAGAGCUCCGCCAUAGCUGUUGUUGUUUUGGAUAUCGACAGAGAAAGAUCAAGGCUAAAAAUCUCUCUAAUAAUGUCGUCCCCAAGUCCUGGGAAGCGUCGGAUGGACACAGACGUUGUAAAACUCAUUGAAAGUAAACAUGAAGUGACCAUCUUGGGAGGCCUCAAUGAGUUCAUGGUCAAGUUCUAUGGACCCUCUGGCACGCCAUACGAGGGAGGUGUGUGGAAAGUACGGGUUGACCUCCCUGACAAGUACCCGUUCAAAUCACCCUCCAUUGGUUUCAUGAAUCGUGUUUACCACCCAAAUAUUGAUGAAGUACCUGUCCAACAUCUUUGAGUCGUUCCUGCCCCAGCUGCUCACCUACCCCAACCCCAUCGACCCUCUCAACGGAGACGCCGCAGCAUUAUACCUCCACAAGCCAGAGGAGUACAAAAAGAGAGUCAGAGACUAUGUCCAGCGCUAUGCGACAGAGGAAGCCCUGCGUGAGUCAGAACAGGCGUCGUCUUCCAGUGAGUCCUCUAUGAGUGACUUCUCCGAGGACGAGGCUCAGGACAUGGAAUUAUAAUAAUAGGACCUGGUCCCUUCACUUGGGGUCCAUGCGCAACACAACUUAGCCUUUGUUUUUCCAAUUGUACACUCAAAGCAAAAGAUGUCAUCUUGUACAUAAAAUUUGCAUUCUUUUUCAUCCAUGUUGGAUUGUAUGUGUGUGUGGCCAGUGAAACUGCCUGUUUUUGUUUUUGAUUAUGUUUUUAAAAACUGUUUUCAUUUUUAACCACUUAUACCCUCCUGUGUUUUGUUCAUUCGGUGGAAAAAUGCAAAACCAGUUGUCUUAACGUGCUCAAAAUAGAACUUUAUGGGACGGUUAAGUCUGAUUUGAUUUGGGUGGAAAGCCUAGUUGGAAGUUGUAAUAUUCGUACAUUAUUGCAAGAAAUCAAACUGGCAGAACACUGUAAGAAGGUUCUAAUAUUUUCAUGGUUGUGAAAAAUGAGGAAAAUUCGUUACACGCGGCAAGGUUAGGAUGGAGAAUGGUUCUUGGAACUAAAAGAAAGGGAAAUCCGACACGUGUGUAAUGACUAAGGAAUUUGAAGGACUAUUUCUGUAGAGACCAUGGCCGUGUUUUGUCGUUUAAAAUGUCUUAAAGAUCACAAGGAUAUUUCUGUAUUACUUGUAAGAAUUUCAUCAAAAACUUUUCCGCAAGUUGGCAAACAAAAGAUGAAACGUAUCUGUUUUGGAUUUUGAAAAAAAUUAAUUUGUUAAGCAUAGUAAUAGCAAAUUUAGUGAUAAUCUAGUCUAAAAAUGUAUUUUUAUGUUUUUCGUUUCAAUGAUGUACUUGUUUUAUUGAUUAACAAAUAACUAUGAGUGGGAACCUGUUUUUAACUCUCCUGGUUUUGCUCUUUAACCUCUGCUCAGUUGUAGGAAGUAUGCUUUACCUUCUUGACAUAAUCCCAAUCAAUAUUUUCAUCUUGUAAAUAGAACCAAACGGAUG